AUCUGGAAGUGUUGGGAGGUGGGGUAAGCAUUGUUGAAGUUUAGGGAGUCUUGAAUAACUGGUUCGAUUACAAUGAAAGGCCAGUUGUUAUUGUUCGAUAUCUUGGUAAUUAGAUCUAACGAUCACUAUACUAAUAUGCAUAUCCUAAAUUGAACUCAGAUUUGUUUUGUGUUUAUAUUAUCAAGGACUUACAUUAGUUUUUAUAUGCCCCACUUCGGUAUGUAUUCUUUCAUCCGAAUGCUCAGGUAUCCCUGAGCAAGUUAUCGAUAACUUACCGAUCGGUAAGUUUUUUGUAAUAAGUUUUAUGGGACGAUCAAAAUUUCGGGUGAUUAAACGCUUAUGAAACUAGGCCAGUCAUUAUGUAAAACGUAGAGCUAACUGCAGGGAAAACGCGGAGUUAUUUAACAAUUAGUGUUACUUCAGAUCACCUUUUUAAUCCAAGAUCAAGGAUUAUAUUGAGUACGAAAUAUUUAUAUUUUCUUGACUUUUCAGUUAGCCUACUAUGUCCUGUAAGCUAUUUUGUCUAUUCCGAGGGAAAAGUGUAUUGAGUUGAAGGUUUUCUGGCAUCCUGAGUACUACCAUGAAGUCUGGUGAAACUGUAAUUAAUGGACGACAUUUGGGCAACGCUAAAAAGUCCUUGAGAAUGUCCACGUACAUACUACGGCUAAAUCAGGAUUGUAAACCAGUAUGAGGUGUUAAGAUUAAUAUUUACAGUUGAUAGUUAGGGUUAGGAAUUAGAUUUCAAGUUUUAAUCACUUACUGACAUCAGCUAUAAUGCCAAAACUCUAUUUAACCAAAUGGAUGAACUUGCGCCAAAAUUCGAAACAUGUUGUCCUAAAUCUGGUUCGUCCAUAAAUUAUACUCUCGCCUGAAGUUUUAUAGUUUUUGAUAGAGCUACUUAAUUUUCGAACUAAUUCAUUCCUCAUUAAUAUCGUCACGGGAAUCACACAUAGCAGUUCUCUAAAUACGUGUCGGGAGUUUCCAGUUUACUUUGAAACAGUUUUGGCCUACACACUUUUCAUAUUUUAGAUCUUACCAGUGCCGUACAUGUUAGUAUUUUUUGUAAAAGUGCCUUUAGAGGCUCAUAGCGUCAUACUACUUGUAAAUUCAACAAAACAGUGGAGGUUCAUAGCAUUUUAGCUGUAUCUUACAUCAAGUCCUUAGUCGUUGUGAGUAUAAACUAAAUGCUGAGCUAAUCGCCAAUUUCGAAGUAACAUGUACUACUGCCUGUCAUUUAUUGAUUGCUUAAACGAUUAAAGGAACUUUUUGUUGUCUACCAAAUGAUAACUUCUUCAAUCACUGAGACAUCAAAAAUAUAACGUUCAGCCUUUGGUAGGUUUUCGUAUAGCCUAAAGGUACCUGGGGGAGUGUGAAGAGCAUUAUGUGAGGUUAUUUGGAAGAGAAAAGAGUAGUCGGCAACUCAGUAAGCACAUAGAAUGCACUUACAUUUAAUAACGAAGGCAAUAGACAACAAUAAAAAACAACACGAGGGUAAGAUUAAGACAAUCUGGUAGUCGAAGCUAAGAGUUGAUAGUUUACGGUUCCAAACACUUUACACAUAUUCUUAUCAAAUUAGUCAGACAGUCGAUAUAAACAAAAUCAUCUAAAUGUACGUUCGGAAUUAAUUAAAGCAAGAGGCAUGAUCUGUCAAGCGUUCUUGAGCAGUGUUAUUAUUCUGCUUAAAGUGGACAUUUUGGUCAGCUCAGGCCUUUGGAUAGAAUAUGAAACUUAUAUUUGUAAUUUGACUUGUGAUAGCUGAGUUCACCAUAAUUUCGGGUCCUCUGUUUAGAGUGAUCCUAUUUAUUCGUACUAGAUUAGUUUUAUUCGAGGAGCAACUUGUAGUCAUAAUUUCGUUAAAUUACAGUAUUAAUAACCUAAUAUGCAACCAGCUGUUGUCUUGUGAUAUCUGUUAUAUCACAGAUUACAUGUGUAAUAUAAACUGUUCAACGGCCUCAGUCAAAUCAACUUUCGAGUAAACUCAUUCCGAUACCUUAGUAGUCGAUUGACCCGUCAUGUUAUGAUGCAUGCUAAAUAAAUAUCCUGAAGUUUUCUACAUAUACAGUAGCUGGUUGGUUUUCAUUGCCUUAUUAAAAGUAAUAACAUUAAACAAUUUAACAGGUUCGCCAUUUUGUAGUCAGUAAAACAUGUGCAUAUAAUCAAACAUAAAUACAUUAAAAAUAUUUUAAAAAAAAACUACAAGUGGAUAAACCAGGCAAAUAAAGAUAAUUACAUGCUGAAUUCCAUUUACAUCGCACUAGAAAUGACGGAUGUAGUAGAAGCUCGAAGAUGUUUUGGAUGUCGUGUUAUUUUCGAGACAGAUGACGAAUUUUGGCAUCAUAUAUUAAAUGUGGAUUGUAGUAGCUCUAUAAGCUCACCGAGUUUGGGGAAAGAUGUAUCCUUACCUUGUUCAAGCCAAGACGAUAAUAGACCAUUGAAAAGUACACCGUCAGAUGAUUUAUGUUUUUGUAGUUUGUGUGACAAGUGGUUUGUAUCAAAGGCACAGUUCCUUGAACAUUUUUCUUCUGCAGAACAUGAGCAGAAAUCCAAAUCGGCUGCCAAAGUUCGUUUUAGUUCCGAUGUCAAUACAGGUAGCGAGAAUGUUCAGUCACACUUGUUUUGCGAUACUUGUCAAAUAAGUUUGUCGUCUGCUCAGGCCAAAGAGGCUCAUCUUGCUGGUAAGAAGCAUAAUAAGAUGUGUAAUCGUCAAUCGAGCUCCGUAAACACACAAGGGGAUUCGCAUGUUACUCUCAAAAAGGGGCACACAAACAAUCAAGAAGUUUUAGAAAGGUUGGUGGGAGAUUACGGUCAGUUAUCGUCAACGAGUUCUGACAACUCUCAUUCAUCUGAUAAAAAUACCAGUCAUGUCGUUCCUCAGUUUCGUACUGACGACGAGAACGAUAUUAUACGUUUACUGCGUCGACUCUGUUUGACCCAAAUACUAUCACUUUUAUUGAGUGUAAGUGAGGAUUCAUCGGUACACGUAGAAGGCAGUUGUAACAAGGUACAGUCGAAAUAUUCUUUGAAAGAGAAAGAUCUACUUGAAUUGACGAGAACAAUAUGUAAAGAAGAAUUACGCGCUAUACUCCCACAGUCUUUACAACACAUCAUUUCUCAGACAAAAAACGCAGGUGACUAA
Messenger RNA from Schistosoma mattheei, 3136 nucleotides. The record is from the annotation of a GenBank genome assembly. Lineage: Eukaryota; Metazoa; Platyhelminthes; Trematoda; Strigeidida; Schistosomatidae.